GGUUAUACCAAGCAUACCACGAGGCACGAGGCGUGAAAACGACCACUACAUAUUAUCACUUAUAUAAUUUAGCCUUACGGCUUACACAUUAUAAUAUGACGUGAUAUAAACCGCCGAGAUAACACCGUGAUACUAAGCACGCCGUGCUCAGCACGGUAGACUUGACGAAUUUAACAAAACGUACAAGCGGAUUAUGGUGCUUAAAAAAUCAAAAAAUAAAAAAGAAGCGUAAUUUGAUCGUGAAACUGUGCGUAUUCGUCUACCGUUAUUCGUUAUAAUACGAAUUAUAGAUUAUCAUAAAGAUGUGUGGACCACGAUAAUCGAGUGGAUAGAUAGGCCUCACCUCUUACCAGUGGUCAUAUAAUUCCGAAUAGAUUACAAUAAUAAUAUUAUAUUACAUAAUAACGAUUAAGAAUCAUCUAUCCGUGGAUACGACUGAUCUGUUGACGAUAGGAUGUGUUAUUUAGGUUAUCUGUUAUUUCGGAUUUAUUAUUUAAUUGCACAUUGAAUAAUAAUUAAUAAUUAUUAUUAUAUUACUCGGUGUUGUUACAUCAUUACAUUAUAUCGAUUGUGGUUAUCGGUUAUCAGUUAUCGAAAAAAUUACCACCGUUGUCAUAAUACGAAUAAUACGAUCACGUUUAUUUGAUCGCAACGAAAGACCAAAGUGCCUAUUUGUACCACAGAUUAAUUAUCCGUUCGUACUCGGUACUUGGUGAUGUAUACCCAGUAAUUUAGUAGAUAAUACAUUUAAAUCGCUUUAUCCGUUUUCCAUUUGUAUAUUCUAUUGAUUAUCGGUAUUCGAGGUCAUGUUUAGAUAAAGCUAUGAGAAAAGUACAUACUCGAGUUAAUAUUAUGGAUUUGAAAAAUACAUUAUGGUGUAACAUGCUAGACAUUUUACAUGUUCUAAGUGUUGUAGAUACACGUGCAGUAUGCUUAUUGCUUUGUGUGAUUCUUUAAACAGCAGUCUGCUGCACAGCUAGAAAAAUAUGUACUAGAGUUUAAAAGAUCAUUUUGAAAAUAUUUUUAAAAAUGGAGAAAUGGUUGAUUCAGUCUAUAUGGAUUGCCGUGUUUGGAUUUCUGAAGGAAUUUCGACCCGAAGAUCCUUACAUUAUUCAAUAUUUGACAAAUCCACCGAUGAAUUUUACAAAUCAAGAAGUGAAUCAAGAAAUAUUUCCAGUGUCAACUUAUACUUGCCUCGGCCUUACAGUUGUUAUGUUUUUGAUUACUGAUUAUUUACGCUACAAACCAAUUGUUGUCCUAAAUGCUGUAUCAAGUUUAAUUGUUCAGAUAUUAUUGAUUUUUACUCGAUCAAAGACUGACAUGAAGAUAAUGGAAGUAUUUUACGGCACCAUGAUAGCCUGUGAAGUUGCAUACUAUACAUACGUUUACUCAAAAGUAGAUAAAAAAUAUUACAAAACUGUUUCUAGCCACAUGAAAAUGGGAUGUCUUUUAGGCCGACUUGUAUCAGCCUUACUUGCUCAAACAUUGAUUGAUAAUCAUGUAUUAACUGUUUCUCAUUUAAAUUAUUUAACAUUAGCUGGUGCAAUUGCAUCAAUAUUUUGGGCUUUUGGAUUACCUUCAAUUAAAAAUAGUUUAUAUUUUCAUCAAACUUCUGAACAUACAUACAUAAGAGAUAAUACAGGUAAAAAAGGCAUAUUCUUUCAUAAAAUAAAAUUUUUCAAUUUAUUUGGCUUAUUUUAUUGUUUGUUUUAUAAGCUUAAAAUAUACAGUAGUAGAUGAUGUAUUGAAUAAAAA
Messenger RNA from Melanaphis sacchari, 1755 nucleotides. Its product is annotated as thiamine transporter 2-like. Gene Ontology annotation, biological process: transmembrane transport; vitamin transport. The transcript has 5 exons. Gene Ontology annotation, molecular function: vitamin transmembrane transporter activity. NCBI's taxonomy places the organism in Eukaryota, Metazoa, Arthropoda, Insecta, Hemiptera, Aphididae. The record is from RefSeq and is a predicted model, not a curated record. Gene Ontology annotation, cellular component: plasma membrane. The coding region runs from base 1030 to 1740 and encodes 236 amino acids.